AAUCCAUACUCGAAUUUGCAAGUUGUCCAGGUCGCGACCCAUGUUGGCGAACCUAAGCAAUCGAAUCGAGAUUUCCGAAACGACAACAAGUGUUAAAAACAACGUACGCGCACAGGAUGCUUAGAUGUGGAAGACCGAAUGAGAAGCAAGAAUGAGGAAGAUACAUAAAAACGACAAUCCCGCAAAAAACACAGGCACAGCCAUACACACAGGCACAAAAUAACAAUGGCUUCUUCACCGACACAAAAGGGAGUAGUCAUAACAGUUCCAGUUCUCGUGCUCUCGGUCUCCGUCGCAGCCAUUAUGUUGUUCUUUCUUAUCUCUUCCCUAUCUUAUUGUGAUUGUCCGGCCUCUGCUCCUCCUUUACAAGGCUUUGCUGGCGCUGCCGGAGGUGGUGGCAGCGGCGGAGGGUUAGCAGAUUAUAAGGAAAGAAUAUCGCCGACGAAAGAGGAUAUCGAAUGGGUUAAGGAUCAGAUCCGAUUGAACGGAUUGCAUAUGCAAGAUAACGUUCUUCGUAAGGGCAUUAAUCCUCGAACUAGGGCUCAGCAACUCGAUGAUCUGAUUCAUUACAAGGGCAUAUCACACUAUGAAGAGCCAGAAUACAAUAAUCAUACUGCACUUCCUUGCCCUGGUGAGCUCCUUGUGGAAGAACACCAUAGCAACUAUGGGGAGCCAUGGGCAGGUGGACGAGAUGUUUUUGAAUUCCUAGCUGAAGCUGCCCACCUAUCACCCAACUCACAAGUGCUUGAGAUUGGGUGUGGCACACUCCGUGUUGGUUUGCAUUUCAUUAGGUAUCUUAGUCCUGAACACUACCACUGUCUUGAAAGGGACGAGCUCUCUCUGAUGGCUGCAUUAAGAUAUGAGCUUCCUUCGCAGGGUCUUCUAUACAAGCGACCUCUGAUUGUGCGAGGGGAAGAUAUGGAAUUCUCCAAGUUUGGUGCCGGAGUUAUGUAUGAUUUAAUAUAUGCUAGUGCUGUGUUUCUUCACAUGCCUGAUAAGCUUGUAUGGGUUGGACUAGAAAGGUUAGUGAGUAAGUUGAAACCUUAUGAUGGGCGAAUCUUUGUGUCGCAUAAUAUUAAGUUCUGUUCAAGACUGGGAGGUGAGGAAUGUACCAAGAGGCUGACCAGUUUGGGGCUUGAGUAUUUGGGAAAGCAUACACAUGAUAGUUUGCUUUUUAAUCACUAUGAAAUUUGGUUUGAGUUCAAACGAUUCAAAGCUUAAGAGGUUUAGAAUACAGUUUUCUUUGUUUUGAUUUUGGGUAAUUCUGAUUUAAGGCUGUAGCUACCCUAGAUGUUGCAUGCUUGUUGUAUUGUUUCCAAUUAUUUACCUCUACAUUUCUCAGAGGUCAUCUCUUAAUCAUUCUGAUGAUAGUUGUAAGUGGAAGGGAGAGUUGAUGAUCUUGAUAGUCAAUGAUCUUGAAGAUUUUUAUCAAAGUAGAUCAUCUGUGACAGACAAUGAUCUUGAAGAUUUUUAUCAAAGUAGAUCAUCUGUGGUAGACAAAGUUGAAUUUGUAUGCUCCAGGGAGAAAAUUUUAUGAACUUGAUUUUAAGGAUUCUCUGAUUACAAAGGUGAGGGAUUCUUUUGCCCAAUUACGUAAUGGCUUAUUUAAAUUUGGAACAUGUCCAUAGAACCUUAAGAAUUCCUUUUUGGAAAUGUCUGUUUCUUGAUCACUGCUUGAAAUUGUGAUGUGAAAUGCAACAGUUCAUUGCUGCUUUUAAUUAGAAGAGUAAAGAGGAUCUUAUUCUUAGUCUGGAUUAUAAGCCCUCCGAGCAAAGGUGCAUUCCAUUGGCCAAAAAUGGAACCGAGCCUAUACUGCAGGUGCGAGCUACUCAAGCAUGCCGCAACUCGAGAUAAAUAUCCACUGCAACUUGCAUCACCAGCAUAUAGGCCGCAAAUUAUUUUCAUGGAAGACUCCCUCAUGUUACAAUUGCUGAGUGCACUAUUUUUAUGUGCACUUUGUCUGAUAGGCUUUGGCACUUCACUGUUGAUGUUUACAUUAAGGAUUUAAGGGAAAGGAUCUGCAUGUACAACAAGCAGACAAUGGAUCAGCGCAAUGGCAUGCCUGUUAUUUGGCUUAUUGAAUCCUUGCGCGCUGCUCUCUGCUCUCCAUGCCUGUUCACUUUAAAGUCACUUGAAAUCGAAGCGUACCAAAAUGCAUUGUCUUUCGCUUGAAAGUUACUUCUUAGAACUAAUUUUUCUAGUUGAAAUCGUUCAGAGUUUUUUUUGUUA
Molecule: messenger RNA, 2229 nt
Organism: Hevea brasiliensis (rubber tree)
Lineage: Eukaryota; Viridiplantae; Streptophyta; Magnoliopsida; Malpighiales; Euphorbiaceae
Exons: 2
Coding region: 226-1221 (331 amino acids)
Source: RefSeq, a predicted model, not a curated record